AUGCCAGUUGAAGGGUACUCUUCCCUCACAGCUCAUUCCACGUUUGCUAUUGAUUAUGCGCACAACGUCGUCGGCUCGAGUCAACCGAUGGGGCAGAGUAGCCUGGAAAUUGGCAAACUGCUGGACACGCUACGCCACGUUGGAAAUGCAUGCAACAAGCAACGUCUUUCAUCGAAGCCUUUGUUCCCAUUGAUACAUGCGAUAGCCUCCUCAAACUAUGAGCAAUAUGAGAUGCCCCCAUUGAAAGCCGCUGUCCAAAUAUUGCGAGAAGCCGAAGAGAAAAGGAACUUUGUAUUCCGUGUGGUAUCACAUUUGCUCGGCCCGCGGAGUCUGUCGGACCUAUGUUUGAAAGUUUACUUUUCUCCUGAUUACUCCGAUGCAGAGUUCAUCAUUGUCAACGCAACUUUGAAUUGUUUGGCAUCUGACAGAGUCAUCGGGGAGAAUGACACCGAGGCCUACGAGGAGCACAAUAGACUGGUCUUGAUGUGUAAAACCAACCUCGAAACAGCGCUUUCGAAACUUACUCUGUAUAUCAAACCUAGCUACGACAUGGUUCUGGCUCUGAUUCUGGGAAUUUUCUAUGCCAUUGACGUAUCCAAUACGUCCCUAGCCUGGGUCUUGGUGGGGGCGGCGUACCAAUGCUCACAUUCCCUUGGAUUACACGCUCGCUCUGAUUGUUCAGAUGAGUUUUCAUACGAGCCAGAGCGGAAGCGAUUGCUCUUGUGGGGGAUCUACUUUUUUGAGAAGACUUUAUCUGUCCGGUUAGGGCGUUCUUCUACUAUAGCGAACUGCGAUAUCACGGUUCUUUCGCUGGAAGGUCUGAAAAUGUCAGAUUCCCACGGCAUUUGCUAUGCUCACCAGACAGUGAAGCUGGCUGGUUUGGCUGGGAGGAUUUACGAGCAACUUUACUCGGCACAUGCGCUCCAUAUUGCCGAAGAUACGCGGAUCCAUAGAGCACUAGAACUAUCGCAGGAGCUUCAUGAAUACUGUGCAGAGGCGCGUGAUACGAAUCAACUCUGGGUCCAAUCGACCAGUGAUAUUUACGAACAAGAGCAGAUUCACUUCAUCUCUGCAUCUGACGAAGUUCUGCGCCUUUCAAUGUUAACUCUCAUCUACCGAGCUAUGCCCCCAGAGCCCAAUUCUGGAACAAGCUCCAGUCUGGAGUGCAUUACCUCUGCCAGAUGUGCCCUUGAAUCCCAUCAGGCAUUUAUUCGGGAUGUUGGAAUGCGAGGCACCUCCUUACAUCUAUCUGCCUAUAUCAACUGGACAAUUUUAUUUUCCCCUUUUGUUCCUUUCAUUGUGCUGUUCUGUCAUACUAUUCAGACACGGGAUAAGGAAGAUUUGAGUCGAAUGCGCACGUUCCUUGAAUCUAUCAAGGGUGCCUGCCAGCAUUCCGAUGCAAUUGCUAAGCUCCAUCAUCUCUUUGGAGUAUUUUAUAGCAUAGCGCUGCGCUACACCGAGCUCGGAUUAUCAUCCUCUCCGAUGGAAGAGGAGCAAUUAAAACUCCGAAGUGAGGUGGACACGCAUUUGAGUGCUCUUGGGCUAAGGCCAGAUGUGGCUGGCCACUAUACAGAGAGAGUUGACGGUUUGAUGUCAUGCCCGAGCGUGGGAACCAUUGAGGAAAACCAAGCUUCCGAAGGAAACAACUGGGCGCCAGAUCCAUCGCUUGGACGCUGGUUUUCUUUCAAUCAGCAGAUGAUGGAUUUAUUUGAUGGCAACGACUUGCCAUUUUGA
Molecule: messenger RNA, 1734 nt
Organism: Penicillium concentricum
Lineage: Eukaryota; Fungi; Ascomycota; Eurotiomycetes; Eurotiales; Aspergillaceae
Product: fungal specific transcription factor domain-containing protein
Exons: 6
Coding region: 1-1734 (577 amino acids)
Biological process (GO): DNA-templated transcription
Molecular function (GO): protein binding; zinc ion binding; DNA binding
Source: RefSeq, a predicted model, not a curated record